AUGGAGCUGAAAUCAAUGGAAGAAAGAUCGGCAGUUUUGUCAGCUCAUAUUAAAUUGAAAGAACAUAAGGUUUGUAGAGAAUCCAAGAAAUUAUUGGAUCUUGAGAAGGAGUUUGAGGCGAAGGAGAAGGAUUUUGAGAUGGUUCGAAAGAGGAUUGUUGAUUGUGAGCAAGUUUUGAAAUUGAAAGAAGAGAAAUUGAAGCAAAUGCAGUUAAUUGAAGAAGAACUUGCAAUGAAGGAGAAGAGUGUUGAAGAUCAUGAACAAAGGCUUUUUCUGAAAGAGAAUGAACUUGGUGCAAUUCACAGUGAGUUGAGGGUGCUUUCUGAACACUUAAUAUCAAAGGAAUUAUCCAUCAAAACAUCUAUCGAGGAACGAAGAAAAGAACUCGAUGUGGAUGGAAACCAACUUGAUGCGGCCCAACAAUGUAUUCAAGAUUGUCUCGAUUCUGUCAAUUCUGUCAUAAGACUUACAAAUCUACCUCCUUCAAUGGAGGAGAAUCAACAUCCUACCAUGGAGGAGAAUCAACCUAAUUCUGUUGAGUUGAAGAAGAAUGAACUGAAUGAGUUUAAUCUUUUGAUUGAGAAGUGUGAUACUGCUUUUAAAGGAAAAGAGGUGAAGUUGAAAUCAAUGGAAGAAAGAUCGACAGUUUUGUCAACUGAUAUUAAAUUGAAAGAACAUGAGGUUUGUAGAGAAUCCAGGAAAUUAUUGGAUCUUGAGAAUGAGUUUGAGGCGAAGGAUUUUGAGAUGGUUCGAAAGAGGAUUGCUGAUUGUGAGCAAGUUUUGAAAUUGAAAGAAGAGAAAUUGAAGAAAAUGUAG
Cucumis melo (muskmelon) is the source of this 816-nucleotide messenger RNA. RefSeq lists its product as uncharacterized. The transcript is spliced from 2 exons. The record is from RefSeq and is a predicted model, not a curated record. NCBI's taxonomy places the organism in Eukaryota, Viridiplantae, Streptophyta, Magnoliopsida, Cucurbitales, Cucurbitaceae. Bases 1 to 816 code for a protein of 271 amino acids.